Molecule: messenger RNA, 1337 nt
Organism: Phanerochaete carnosa HHB-10118-sp
Lineage: Eukaryota; Fungi; Basidiomycota; Agaricomycetes; Polyporales; Phanerochaetaceae
Exons: 6
Coding region: 116-1279 (387 amino acids)
Source: RefSeq, a predicted model, not a curated record
CAUGGAUCUAAAAUUCAUAACUUUUGGUAUAUAGGGCACCACAGGUGCUCGAUAUGCUAAUCGUGGCAUCCCUCUCCUUCACACACCGCAGUCCUACCUAGCUAUCUGACGCAACAUGAGCGGUACUAUCUGGGCAUCCCCUCCUGAGCCUCCCACCAAGCUUGGCCGUCAUCGGCCUCUGGCACCUCUGGCAGGCGUGCAUGUCUCUCCCAUUCAACUCGGUGCCAUGAGUAUUGGCGACCAGUGGCAGCAGUACGGUAUGGGCACGAUGGACAAGGAGAGUAGCUUCAAGCUACUUGAUGCGUUCUACGACGCUGGCGGAAAUUUAAUUGACACAGCCAACGCCUACCAGGAUGAAUCGUCCGAGCUCUUCAUCGGCGAGUGGAUGGAAAAGCGCGGCAACCGUGAACAGAUCGUUCUCGCCACUAAGUACACCACCAACUACAAGCGUGGAGCCUCGUUUGCCGAGUUUCCCCAAAAGACGCACUACGUCGGCAACAAUAUCAAAUCGCUGCACAACUCCGUAAACGCAUCGCUCAAGAAGCUACGCACGGAUUACAUCGACAUCCUAUAUCUGCACUGGUGGGACUACGUCACCGGUAUUGAGGAGGUUAUGAACGGUCUGCACAAUCUCGUCGUGCAGGGCAAGGUGCUCUACCUCGGUGUCUCUGACACGCCUGCCUGGAUCGUCUCAAAGGCCAAUACGUAUGCGCGCCUGACAGGCAAGACGCCCUUUGUCAUCUAUCAAGGAGCAUGGAACAUCAUGCAGCGUGAUUUUGAGCGCGAUAUCUUGCCCAUGGCCCUUCAUGAAGGCAUGGCCCUGGCGCCUUGGAACGUCCUUGCCGCGGGCAAGAUACGCACAGACGCAGAGGAGCAGCGUCGCCUCGAGUCGGGUGAGGGUGGCCGCACCUUGUUCAGCGACUGGAAGCGGACCGACGAUGAGCGAAAGGUCUGCUUGGCUCUUGAAAAGGUUGCCGCAGACAUUGGUGCAAAGAACAUUACUUCUGUUGCCAUCGCAUACCUUAUGCAGAAGGCUCCCUAUGUCUUUCCGAUUAUCGGCGGACGCAAGGUCGAGCAUCUGUACCAGAAUAUGGAGGCCCUCGACAUCUCUCUUACUCCUGAGCAAAUCAAAGUCCUUGAUGACAUUGUGCCAUUCGACAAAGGCUUCCCCUUCACUGCCUUCGGCGAUGGAUCCGAUUACGACCGUAUAUAUAAGUCUGCAGGUCAUUUCGAUAAGUGGCCUGUUCUCCAGCCAAUUCGCCCUGCACCCAAACAGUAGGGUUGAUAUGUAGUGGCACAUGUAUUCCUCGAUACAAAUGAAAAAAUUUACGCCGAGC